Molecule: messenger RNA, 544 nt
Organism: Chelonus insularis
Lineage: Eukaryota; Metazoa; Arthropoda; Insecta; Hymenoptera; Braconidae
Gene: RpL31
Product: ribosomal protein L31
Exons: 3
Coding region: 140-511 (123 amino acids)
Biological process (GO): cytoplasmic translation
Cellular component (GO): cytosolic large ribosomal subunit; ribosome
Molecular function (GO): structural constituent of ribosome
Source: RefSeq, a predicted model, not a curated record
GAUAAAUAACUUCUGUUAACUUAUCACGCACGGAAUAGUUGGUUUUUCUGAAAACGUGGCUUAAGCUUUCAAUCGACACUCAUGAAAACUCGGCCGGUGUCGCGUUCUCUAAAGUGUCCGUUCGUCGGCAAGGUCCAAAAUGGCAAAAACAACCGAAAAAAAAGGAAAAAGUGCUAUCAAUGAGGUAGUGACACGUGAAUACACUGUCAACCUUCAUAAACGUCUCCAUGGUGUUGGAUUUAAAAAACGUGCUCCACGAGCUAUCAAGGAAAUCAGAAAAUUCGCUGAAAAACAAAUGGGAACUCCUGAUGUACGAAUUGAUACUCGUCUUAACAAACAGCUUUGGUCUAAAGGUAUUAGAAACGUACCUUUCCGCAUUCGCGUUCGUCUAAGCAGGAGAAGAAACGACGAUGAAGAUUCUGCUAACAAAUUGUAUACACUCGUUACUUAUAUACCUGUUGGAACUUUCAAGGGUCUUCAAACGGAAAAUGUUGAUGCAAGCCAAGAUUAGUUUAUUAAAUAAAUUCUUUUAACAUCCAGAUAA